This is a messenger RNA of Trichoderma virens Gv29-8, 930 nucleotides long. RefSeq lists its product as uncharacterized. Lineage: Eukaryota; Fungi; Ascomycota; Sordariomycetes; Hypocreales; Hypocreaceae. The coding region runs from base 1 to 930 and encodes 309 amino acids. The transcript has 2 exons. The record is from RefSeq and is a predicted model, not a curated record.
AUGGCUCAUGUCACGCUCAGUGAUGGCUUAGCCAUCUGGCAACUUAUCUACUACGUCGUUACACUUAUCUGCAGCAUAUUUGUAUCUUGUCGCCAUGGACUAUCACGGAGUUCAGGCUGGAUCUUUCUCACUAUUUUCAGCACCAUGCGUGUCAUCGGUUGUUCUGCACAAAUUGCAACCAUCACCGCCACGUCAAACACUGCCGAGACCAUUGCUACCAUCACCGGCUUCUUGGGUCUUUCACCUCUCUUGCUGGCCACCUUGGGUAUUCUAUCUCGAAUAUACUUUGAUCUCCUUAAGCGGCCGUUCAACAUUGUCUUCAGUCUAUUCCUCACCAAAAUCGUUCAAGUCCCGGCAGUUAUAGCUCUCAUUCUUUGCAUUGUUGGCGCAACAUCGGCAGAUACCCCAGCAGGAAUUACGAGCCAAGAUACAGUCAAGGCUGGAGUAAUUAUAUACUUAGUUGUCUUUAUCGUCCUUGCUCUUCUAGCCGGGGGCGCUCACAUCGCCCGCUGCAUGACAGAACGGCGUGGUGAGAGUACGAUGCUUCUUGUCGUAGUGUUAUCACUACCAUUUCUACUAACCCGCAUAAUCAACUCACUUCUUCUCAUCUUUUCUAAGCGAUUCCAAGAUGCAGCAGCAGAGGCAUCGACGUCGGCUGUCCUCACAGAGCUAUUCAUGGCAAGAAUCGAGGAGAUGAUCGUCGUUCUCUUAUAUUUGUACGCCGGCCUCACUCAAAAAGCCGUUCCGGAACGAGAAAAUAGCAAGCGAAGUAAUAAAGAGAAGCUUGCCUAUCGGGCUGCCAGGGGAGAUUUUGGUGGUGGCAAGUUGGGAGUAGCAUCUCUGCUGCUUGCAGCUGCCAGUGCACGGCUUAGCAGGGAGAGUCACGAGCAGGGUCAAAGCCAACAAGACUCUGAGGCGGGAUUGCGUUAG